AUGUUGUUCAGACUAUUUCUCAGUGUGGCAACUCUUGUUAGAGUAGUUUUCGCGCAGAACUCCUCACUGCCAGAAGUCGAUCUCGGGUAUGAAGUCUAUCGAGCUGCGGACUUCAAUAGCACUGGGAACUUCUACAACUUUCCCAACAUCCGAUAUGCUGCACCUCCGAUUGGUGAUCUCCGAUUCGCACCUCCUCACGCUCCUGCCGAGAAUCGAUCAUCUGUUAUCAAUACUGACAGCACCCCAAGGAGUUGCCCACAAGCCACGCCAGAAUGGCAAGGAUCAUUAAUCCUACCCUUCCUCGGGAGUCUCAUCACAGGACAGCCAUUCAACUCGAGCGAACCAUACACACCCCCUGGUGCAAACUCCAGCACCACAGUUCCAGCACCGGGUCCCGACGAGUCUGAAGACUGUCUUUUCUUAGACAUUGCCGUGCCCGAGAGUGUUUUAACAAACGCGGGUCAAGGCUUCGGCGCUCCUGUUCUUGUGUGGAUUUACGGUGGUGGCUACACCAUUGGAAGUAAAACUAACAACCCUGCUGGACUGCUUGCUGCGUCGGGAAAUUCGUCAAAUGGCGAGGUUAUCUACGUCUCUUUGAAUUAUAGGCUCGGCGCCUUUGGAUUCCAGGCCGGUCCAUCUUUCAAUGCUGAGGGGGGUGUUUCCAAUGUGGGCUUGUAUGACCAGCGGUUUGCGCUCGAAUGGGUCCAGAAAUACAUCCAUCUUUUUGGAGGCGACAAGAAUCGUGUCACGGUUUUUGGCGAAAGUGCAGGCGGUGGAAGCAUCAUGCAUCAGAUCACUGCGUACGGCGGCACCAAAGGCAAGGUACCUUUCCAACAAGCUAUCCCUCAAAGUCCCGGUUGGUUUCCAAUUCAGUCCAAUGUCCGAACGGAAAACACUUAUCAAGCCUUUCUACGCUUGACGAACACUUCCUCUCUUGCAGAGCUCCGCACCAUGCCCUCGGAAGAUCUCAUUCGCGCCAACGCUCAACAAGUCACCUACGAAUCCUCGUGGGGCCAGUACACUUAUGGUCCGGUUGUGGAUGGAAGCUUUGUACCACUGCAGCCAGGACAGCUUCUUGCACAGGGAAAAUUCGACCAGGAUGUUUCCGUUAUGGCCGGUCACAACGCAGAUGAGGGAGCUUUCUUCACUCCUCCAUAUGUUCGGUCUGAUGAAACCCUGGAAUCGCACCUAAAAACCAUCUUCCCUGCUGCACCGCAACAAACGUUUGACUACAUCACCAAAACUCUGUAUCCACCAGUUUUUGAUGGAUCUUUGCCAUAUCGCGACCAAUAUUCCCGUGCUGCUUUGAUCGUUUCAGAGGCCAUUUUCACCUGCAACACGAAUUAUUUGAUGACUGCAUCUGGUAACAUGUCUUACUCCUAUCUUUUCGCUGUCCCUCCCGCCUUGCACGGUCAGGACGUUUCCUACACGUAUUACACUGGCGGGGCUCCAUCCGAUAUAGCGUUGGGCGCCUCUAACUUGACCAUUGCGAACGCGUUGCAGCAAUUCAUCACAAGCUUUGCCAAAGAGGGUCGGCCCAGCGCAGAUGGCAUUCGUCCUUUCAACAUGUACGGCCAAGAUGCCUCGGUUCUGAGGCUUAAUGUCACAGACAUCGACGAGAUACGAGAUAGUAACGCAAACGGGCGCUGUGCUUGGUGGCAGAAAGCCGUGUACUGA
This is a messenger RNA of Glarea lozoyensis ATCC 20868, 1677 nucleotides long. RefSeq names its product alpha/beta-Hydrolase. Bases 1 to 1677 code for a protein of 558 amino acids. The transcript is spliced from 3 exons. Lineage: Eukaryota; Fungi; Ascomycota; Leotiomycetes; Helotiales; Helotiaceae. The record is from RefSeq and is a predicted model, not a curated record.